Molecule: messenger RNA, 1524 nt
Organism: Capronia coronata CBS 617.96
Lineage: Eukaryota; Fungi; Ascomycota; Eurotiomycetes; Chaetothyriales; Herpotrichiellaceae
Exons: 4
Coding region: 1-1524 (507 amino acids)
Molecular function (GO): heme binding; monooxygenase activity; iron ion binding
Source: RefSeq, a predicted model, not a curated record
AUGGCAGUAUUUUCAGGCACAACCCUCAACGCAUUGCUCGCGAGCGCUCCGGUGCCCAAAUGGGGUCUCGUCUUGUCCUUGGUGCUAGUCCUGCUUAUAGGAUUAUGCGUAUAUCGGCUGGCAUUCCACCCGCUGUCCCGCUACCCAGGCCCUCCUCUGGCGGCGUGCACCUCCUUCUAUUUCAUGUACCACAUCUCGACAGGAUACUUCCCACAACACUGCGAGAAGCUUUUUGCGAAGUACAACACGGACGUUCUUCGCGUGGCUCCAGAUCAGCUUGUUUUCAACGACCCCCAGGCUCUCAAAGAUAUUCCUGGCCGGUCUGAUGUCUAUCGGGGAAACUUUGCUCUCCGGGUCAUUGGAUUCGCGGGUACCAAUGUCAGCAACAUCCGUGACCCCGGUGAGCACCGUCGCAAACGCCGUUUGAUGGCGCCGGGCUUUAGCAACGUCGCCUUGGCCGAGCAGGAGCCUAUCCUGACGGUGCCGAUUGUGGAUAAGCUGAUCAAGAAGAUUACCGAGGUCGAAGGAGGAGUGGUCAAUUUGAGCGACUAUUUUGACUGUGUGACAGGCGACAUUAUCGGGGCCCUGUCCUUUGGUGCAAACUUUGGGAUGCUGGAUCAGCUGGAGAAGCACCCAUUUCUUCAUGUCUUACCCAACGUGCUUCGGUUGUCCGUCAUCAUCCAGUGCAUUCCUCAGUGGUUCCGCACGAUUGAUUGGAUCAACCGACACGGACCGAAAUGGACUGUGCCCAAGCCCAUGAGAGGGGUUUCUGAUUUCGCCGGUUACCAUCUUGCGGAAAGGAGGAAGCGAGAUGCUGUGGAGGUCGACAAGUCCGGGCGCAAGGAUAUCAUCAGCAUCAUCGAAGCCGGCAACGAGAAAUUCAAAGGACAGCCGGGCUAUGUCCAACUCGGCGAGUAUGAGAUGCUGGGCGAGGCCACUAACCUGGUAACUGGAGGCGGAGACACUGUCGCCACGGCUUUGACGGCAACCAUGUUCUUUCUCGGCCAAUAUCCAGAGGUUUACCAAAAACUCACAUCGGAAGUUCGGGCUCUCUUCCCGACAUCGGACAGCAUCAACAGCCAGACGGCAGGAAGAGAGCUGAAGUAUCUCGACGCCGUUUUGAAUGAAACCAUGCGCGUGUCUCCCGUCCUGCCUGGACCUAUGUGGCGUCGAACAGAUGUACCCAUUUCGGUCGCUGGCUAUAUGGUUCCGGGUAAGACAGAACUGGGAGCGAUGCGAUAUAACAUCUUCCGGAAUCCCAAGGCCUUUCACGAUCCGACCUCGUUCAAGCCCGAGAGGUGGAUCGAGGAUAUGGGGGAUAAUUUGGACGCAUGUCAACCAUUUGGACUCGGCCCUCGAACCUGUAUUGGGCGUAAUAUCGCUUGGAUGGAGCUAAGACUAAUCAUCUGCAAACUUCUCUGGCACUUCGAUUGGACGCCCAUUACCAAGACUUUCUCAAACCCAGAGUAUCUUGUGCAAUAUCGAGGCCCUAUGUUGAUGAAGGCACAAGAGAGAAAGCUAUAG